This is a messenger RNA of Lytechinus pictus (painted urchin), 4279 nucleotides long. Its product is annotated as peptide methionine sulfoxide reductase-like. The record is from RefSeq and is a predicted model, not a curated record. The transcript has 4 exons. Lineage: Eukaryota; Metazoa; Echinodermata; Echinoidea; Temnopleuroida; Toxopneustidae. Gene Ontology annotation, molecular function: peptide-methionine (S)-S-oxide reductase activity. The coding region runs from base 794 to 1150 and encodes 118 amino acids.
AGAUACAGCUUACACCAAAAUGUGUUAGUCAUACUCUGAGUCUGAUCUGAAAUGACCUUAGUCUAGUUCUAGACGAUAUUAAACGAAUUUAUUUGCACCGAUAUAUACGUUCUAUUUCGUGCGUACGCCCAGCCGAGUGUGCGCGCAAAACCGAGAACCUGUACUCCGAGGAAAUACAGGUUCUCGGUUUUGCGCGCACACUCGGCUGGGCGUACGCACGGAAUAGAACGUAUAUAUCGGUGCAAAUAAAUUCGUUUAAUAUCGUCUAGAACUAGACUAAAAUGACCUCCGCACCCGGACCUUCCGACGUAUCAAAAGCAUUUUAUAUAUAAUUACUUCUGCAUUACAUGGCAUUAUUGGCAAUUGGAAGGAUAGCACAGCUAUCACGAGCAGAAUUCGGCAGUUGGUCACUAUUUUCUGUAGCAAAGGUGAAUUUCUAGACAUCAUUUGAAUUCUUUUUUGCAUGCAUGCCAUGGGGCAAAUGAACGGAAAGAUCGCAUCUAACAGGAUGCCGCGGGAAGAGCCCAAGAUUGCGAAGGACGAUCUGGAGACCGCCACCUUUGCCAUGAGCUGAUUUUGGUUCCCCGAGGCACAGUUUGGCUGUGCCCCGGGGGUGGUCCGUACCAAGGUCGGGUACACGGGUGGAAGCAAGAAGUUUCCCACCUACUACAGCCUUGGGGACCAUACAGAAACCGUGCAGAUUGAGUUUGACCGAACCAAAACCAGCUACGAGAAGUUGCUGAAGAAGUUCUGGGCGAACCAUGACAGCACAACUUGCCACAAGAACCAGUACAUGUCAGCUAUCUUCUACCACGGCGAGAAGCAGAAGGAAGUCGCUGAGAGCACCAGGGAUGAACAUCAGAAGAUCGUCAAGAGACAGAUCCAGACAAAGAUCAAGCCAGCAGAGACAUUCUAUGAUGCAGAAGAUUACCACCAGAAGUACAUGCUCCGUCAGCAACGCAGCCUGUUCCAGAGCCUCAUCUUCAAGCCCAAUGAGGAGGUGUCCUCCUACACUGCAGCGCGCCUCAACGGAUACCUCGGCGGCUUCGGCAAGCUCAAGGAUUUUGAGGCGGAGCUGGAGUCCCUGGGCCUUUCCGAUGAACAGGAGCAGUAUGUCCGUGCUAAAGUCAAAGGUGGUGGCCUCAAUUAGAACGAAGGACCUUCUAGUACAAGGAUUCUACAUGGAAUGGACUUUUAAUACAUUGGUGCCACACGUAUCAUGUUCACCAGAUUUGGAUGAAGGAAGAAAGACAUAGCUUCUUUUGGUGACAUUAAUCAAGUUUGGUGUGAUUUAUAUAUAUUUGUCAGAGUUCUGUUACUGAUUUGUCAAUACCAUUUGAUUAUUUCCAAUGAUCUUGUUGAAGUUAUACAUGCACUUCUUUCAUUUAGGGCUAGGGAAAGAAUGUCAAUAUUGGUGCCUCAAUUUAAUAUUUCUUUUAGCUUGAUUCUUUUGUGUGUGCUCUGAUGAAUCUAAAGUCCAAUGGGGUUUGCCAAUCAUUUAUUUUCAUAUGAAUUGUUUUUGUAAGUACCAUCAUGCCAGCAAAAAUAUAUGCCAACAGUUUUGAUUUGAUAUGCAUGCAUAUCAUUUUCACUGUAUCUACUUCCUGGUCUCCCCAGCGUUGCAAGAACCAUUAUGCUCUGAAUAUGUGUGUCAGAUGAUUUGUGAGUUGUGUCCUUGCCAAUUUUAUUCCCAAUAUACUUGUGUUUGGUUACAAGGGGUGCGCCGUCCUGAAAUGAAUAUGGUUUCAGUUAUCAGUAAACGUAACAAGUUUCAUCCUAAAUUGAUGAAAUGAUGAACUUACCGCAGUUUUGAGUUACUUAGUGCAUUAUUCAAGUGAAACAGCUGUUUGCUUGUCAUUAUAUACCAUAUGCAAUGAAUCAGCUGAUGAUGUCAUUCUCCUUACCUUUGUUUUAUGUUUUUCUGUGAAAUCAAAAUUACUACCAUCAGAGAAACAAAAUUAUUACAAUUAUUUCUCAAGAAUUUCUAUUAAUGAAUUGGCCCCUUAUUCUGUAUGUGAGGUAAUCAUUUUUAAAAUUCUUGAGGAAUAUUUUCUACAUGUACGACAAAAAAAAAGAAAUUAUUAAGGGGUUUACUGUGGUAAAUUAAAUAAAAUACAAGUAUACCAUAGGCAAAUGUGAAUGGUAUUGCAUCAAUAAAGGGACUACAUGAAUUGUUGCCAAUCUACAGAGUUUAUUGUAUGAGUACAAAUCAGUAUACUGUUCUUGCACUCAAAAUAUACUUCAGUCUGUACCUUGAAUUAUCUUUAUUCUUGUGUCAAUAUAUUUGUAAUCUAUGGACUUGUUAAGAAGUGUUUAUUGGGAGGAAAACAGAAAGUUUCAGAAACCGAAAGGAAGCUGACACCAGAGAAUAAAGCAUUGAAGGGGUCAUGACUUUGAUAUGUAUAAUAUUCAUGUUUCCUUAUUUAAGGCCAAUAACCUGUGUUAAAACCACUUCUGAAACUGCUUUCAACUUAACUACAAUAUCAACUUCAUUCAUGAUCGAAAGUUUCAUCAGUUGCGCAAUAUAUUAUGUAAUGUUAUCAUGUGUUAUACAUAUUUCUUCCUGAACUCACUGGCCCGUAUUCUGAAGUCAGGUUUAACUUAGACUCAGGUUUAAAAUUGUGGUUUGAGUAUGGGAAGCCAAUUGUUACAUAAAUCACUAACAGUAGAGAUAUCAUAUUUCUGCUCAUUUGGCUCUCAAAUCAUUCAUAAUUGUCUAGGAAGUAUAAAUAGAUGAUUGUCUUCACCAUCGAUGAAUCAGGAAAGAGCGCAGUAAACAUACGAAACACACAACUUAAUAAAAAUGUUGAUACUUUUGGCUUCCCAUACUUAAACCACAACUUUAAACCUGAGUUUAAGUUAAACCCGACUUCAGAAUACGGGCCACUAUCUUUAGUCACUAACAAAUAUGGCCUUGUUUCUGUGAAAUGUAGCUUGGGAAUGGCCACUAUCGUUUAGUUGCUCUGCAGUUUAUUUCAAAGAAUUUUUGUCGAGAAAAAAAAAGUGCUGACCCACAUAUUUUGCUCCUUUAGAAAUAUCUCUUCAUGAAAGAUUUUCUGUUAAUUGUAGGUGCUGACCAACACCGCAUUCCUCAAGGAAAAAAAAUGUUUCUUGAAACUAUUUUAUAUAGGCCACGUUUAUUGAAACAAAACAGCGUAUAAAGUUAUAACCCUCUCAUUAAAAGCCACCCUAUAUAAAGUAACGAGUUGAGUUUGCACCCUCCAUUGAUCCUACUGCCUACUGGGCUACAAUAAUCUCAAAAACAUCUUUAAAGGCCGCUAAUCCUCUGUAUGGCAGUAUCUUUCUUUUUGUUUUGUUGGUCUCACAGAUUUUAAUCAUUUAGGGAUUCAACCACAUGUUGAACAUGGGGAAAACACCCAAUUCAUAACCCAAUAAUCUUUUGUGGAAACCCUGAACAUAUUUCAAUUGAAAUUAGAAUAAUUAAGGUGACACUUACUUCGCUCACAAAUUUCUCGUUGGUAUCAAUCAGGAAGCAAGGGUUCUAAAGAACUGUGUGAAAUUCCGAGGAAGAAAAAGGUGUAGUUAUUUUUUAAACAGUUAUGAGUGAAACAAACGAAAGGGAACUUGUGAUGUUAAUUAUAGGAGUUGGUAUUGGUUUCAUCACAUUGGCAACUAUUUUGACAGAAAUAUAUGCAAUUGAAGGUUUUAAUCAUGUGAUUGAUUUUUAGACUAAUUUUUAAUUGUUGGAAACGUAGCUAUGCUGGUCUUUCACUUUCUUUUUGUGUCGAGUAUCAGAUUCAUGUUUGAACAUGUUUACAAAACGUGGAUAAACCCGUUCUUCUAGCACAAAUGCUUCAUUGGUGACCUAAUAAUCUAUUUAUAUAUAUAUUUCAGGGGAUUUUCAUGACGUCACCCAUAUCUUGUACUAUGACCUCUUGUAUGUCAGAGACUCAUCGUUAUUAUAGCAGGUUUAUAAAUGGUGGAUUUCAAUGUUAUUGAUGUAUAUGAACCGUGAGGCUAAUAGACUAGCUGUGGUAUGACAUGUUGAAUAGCGCAGUAGGGGAAUCCCAGAACAUUAUGACGUGGCUUGGUAAACUCGGUUAUUGAUCGAAGCCGACUCACCGAUGACGACUUGUCUGGAUUUCUAUCUACUUUAUUCAGCCAGACAUUCCUUACACCUCGUCUUUUAGUCAAUAGAUUCAUUUUAUGAGAGAUUUUGCGGGACAUAUAUUUAAUAAUUAUAUUGCACAAUAAUGUUGAUAUACAUGUCGUAAUUAAAUUUGGUCCUGCAGCUUGUUUAUUUUCACUAUGAAAACAA